CCCUUGCUACAACUAUAACAGUCUGAAUGAGACUUGGAGAGCAACAAACAAUUCUUUCAAUAGUAGCAAUAUAAGGUGUGACUACUUCCAGGGCUGGUACAGGCUGUUCUACAAUGGUCAGAAUGCCCAGAUGCCAGAAUCAUGUGUAAAUCAAUACAUGUGUGGCACUUAUUACCCAAUGUGGCUCAACGGCUCUCAUCCGCGACUGGAAGAUGGGGUGGUCACCCGUCAGGUCUGUGGCUCCGGGUGGAGUGACUGCUGUUCUUACAGUUCUCUCCCUAUACAAGUCAAAGCCUGUCCAGGAAAUUAUUAUGUUUAUGAGUUUGUCAGGCCAGUAACCUGUGGAGCUUACUGUGCAGAUGUCACAAGACUUAGUGCAGCCUCUUCGACAACAGCAGCAACACCAAGAACAGCAACAGCAUCCAUUACUCCAAGAGUCACAGCCAGUGGUUCUACAACUUCCAGCUCUGAUCCAUGCUAUAAUUACACGAUUCUUGAUGAAUACUGGAGAGACAUACAAGCAAACUAUUACUACUCUUCACGUAAUGACAGUCUUGUUGAAUGGAGAGGCUGGUAUCGGCUGUAUCUUGGAGGACUCAGUGCUCAAAUGUCGGAGUGGUGUGUGAGUACUACACGUUGUGGUGGUGAAACUGGAUUGUCUCUCAAUGGUUCUCAUCCAAGACUUGAGGAUGGAGUGGUGACCCGUGAAGUGGUGGGAACUAAUGCUUUGGUGUGGAUGUGGUCGACUUCCUCUUGUGGCAGCUACAAGUCCAACUCCAUUCGAGUCAAAGCUUGUCCUGGAAAUUAUUACGUCUAUGAACUUGUCAAACCCAACGCAUCAAUCCCCAGGCCAAUGUACUGUGCAGUUGCUUUCCAAAACAUCAGCAGUGAUCCCUGCUAUAACUAUAAGUCUCUGGAUCGUCCCUGGAGAGCCAACAAUGAAAGUGGAGGUAGCAUUUGUGAUUAUUCUUUCUCCUGGAACGGCUGGUACCGGCUUUUAUACCGUGGAAUGAACAUACAGUUGCCAGAGACUUGUGUUAGUUCAUACAGAUGUAACACACCGAUCCCCCUGUGGCUGAACGGUCCUCAUCCUCGGAUUGUGGACGGAGUGGUGAUCAGAGAGGUCUGUGGACAGUACGGGACUCAAUGCUGUGAUUACAAACCAAGACCAAUCAGAGUUAAAGCAUGUCCAGGAAAUUACUAUGUCUAUGAACUUGUGAAGCCAAACUGGUGUGCAGGAUAUUGUACAAAUUAUGAUCCAUGCAUUAAUUACAACACACUCAAUGACAGUUGGAGAAACAUACUCAGUUAUGGUUAUGGAUCCAAUGCUAAUUAUGAUGACACAGAUGCUAACUGGGAUGGCUGGUAUCGACUCUUCCUUAAUAGAUUGAGUGCUCAGAUGCCUGAAUGGUGUGUGUCUUACUUGGCAUGUGGAGGUUUUAGUUCUCUGUGGCUUGCUGGCUCUCAUCCUCGACUAGAAGAUGGAGUUGUUACUCGUGACAUUUACGGCUCUUACUAUGAGCAGUGCAGUUACUACCGAUCCGACCCAAUACAAGUCAAAGCUUGUCCGGGAAACUAUUAUGUCUACAAAUUUACCAGGCCAGCUCUUUCAAUCCCAUCUCCUACAUAUUGUUCAGUACGUUUCACCACCCCAAGUGUUGACCCUUGCUACAACUAUAACAGUCUGAAUGAGACUUGGAGAGCAACAAACAAUUCUUUCAAUAGUAGCAAUAUAAGGUGUGACUACUUCCAGGGCUGGUACAGGCUGUUCUACAAUGGUCAGAAUGCCCAGAUGCCAGAAUCAUGUGUAAAUCAAUACAUGUGUGGCACUUAUUACCCAAUGUGGCUCAACGGCUCUCAUCCGCGACUGGAAGAUGGGGUGGUCACCCGUCAGGUCUGUGGCUCCGGGUGGAGUGACUGCUGUUCUUACAGUUCUCUCCCUAUACAAGUCAAAGCCUGUCCAGGAAAUUAUUAUGUUUAUGAGUUUGUCAGGCCAGUAACCUGUGGAGCUUACUGUGCAGAUGUCACAAGACUUAGUGCAGCCUCUUCGACAACAGCAGCAACACCAAGAACAGCAACAGCAUCCAUUACUCCAAGAGUCACAGCCAGUGGUGUGAGGGAUCACUGUUCUGAGCUCAGUUGCUCUGAGGAUGAACACUGUGGGGAAAAAAAUGGUGUUUAUGGCUGUUUAUGUAACACGAACCAUUCCAGGUGGAAUUCUGAAUCUUUCGAUUUCUCAGAAACCUGUGAAAGCAGCUCUGGCUCCAUGUCUGUGUCUCGCUGUCAGCUCUUUGAGGCUGGUUUUUCAGCUGAUAUCUUACAUCUUAAUGAUCCAAGCUGUAAAGGAGCAGUGCGCAAUGGCAGAGUGGAAUUUAAUUUUGACAACAAUGAACACAUCUGUGGUACUAACCUUGUGGCCAAUGGCACCCACUUCAUCUAUGAUAACUUCAUUCUGGGAACACCGAGGACAGAAGGCCUCAUCAGCAGAGAGAAGGUUCUGAAGCUUUCUUUCAGCUGUGCUUACCCCCAAACACAAACUCUUUCCAUGAAUAUGGAAAUCAACCCACUGGAGAGCAUUGUGCACAAGAGCCUUCCAGCGGGUGAAGGCAGAUAUCGUGUUCGGAUGAUUCCAUAUCAGGACGAUGAGUUUACCCUGCCCUUCACUGGUAGUGUGGAUGCGGAGCUCAACCAGGAGAUGCAUGUGGAAGUUCGCGUUGAGGGGGUUGACAGUCGACAGUUUGCCCUGGUGAUAGACACAUGUUGGGCUACACCUGUGAAUGACCCUGAUUACAGUCUCCGCUGGGAUCUCAUCGUUCAAGAGUGUCCCAAUCCAAAUGAUGACACAGUUGAGCUGCAGCAGAAUGGCGUCUCGACAUCCAGUCGUUUCUCCUUCAGGAUGUUUAUCUUCACUGCAAACUCCACUAAGCUUUACCUGCACUGUGCUGUUCAGCUUUGCCUUCUGUCAAGCAAUCACUGUUCAGUGAACUGUAACUCUGGGCAGCACUGGAGAAAGUGCAGGUCUCUGGACUUCCACGACAGUUCUUCCAUAUCCAUGGGUCCUCUAAUGUUGUCAGAAGGAAACACAGAUAAGUGGGUCAAAGACCCAGUGAAGGUAUCCAAGGCUUCUUCUGUGUGUGCUUCUCUGAUGCUGUUGUUUGUCUUUAUGAUGAGUGUCUUGAUCCUCUUUUAAAAUAUUUCUGUGAGAAAAUUGGAAGCAUUUAACAUGCAUAUAAUCUAAUGUCAUUGUAAUUAAGGUUGCACUGAUGUCACACUGGUUGUGGGUUUCUAAAGGUUUCUUUACUUCAUAGCAGUUAUAACUCUGGUAUUAUAAGAGAAUUGUUGUUUUAAUCAGUUUUAUUAAAUAUGCAUACUACUAUAUUAAUAUUACGGUAUUUUACUUGAGA
Messenger RNA from Carassius carassius (crucian carp), 3404 nucleotides. RefSeq lists its product as uncharacterized. The transcript has 14 exons. The record is from RefSeq and is a predicted model, not a curated record. NCBI's taxonomy places the organism in Eukaryota, Metazoa, Chordata, Actinopteri, Cypriniformes, Cyprinidae. The coding region runs from base 131 to 3190 and encodes 1019 amino acids.